CCCGUUUAAACAUCCAGGAUUAAAAGAGUGCGUGCCAGCAUAACACAGUAUGCAGCUGGCGCUGUACUCAGUGAACUGUAACAGACACAUCCCCACCUGUAGCACCGAGCAUGCGCUGCCAGCUGCCCCCUAACGGAAGGAGAUGCCAUUUGUGCCUGCUGGGACUCGGUUUCCUUAGCAAUGGCCAACAGCCUGAGGCCCAGACUGAACAAAAACAAUAGCAAUGCUGGAGUAACAUCAUCCGGGGUUUCAUAGAAAACCUCACUGGGCUGCCGUAACCCGACCUUGGAGCCAGUAAGCUGGACAGCAGGACGGUGUGCAGUCAUACAGUGCCCUUCUCCGGUAGGUACGUGGUGUAUUAUGUCUGUCUCUCUGUCUUUCCAUUUUCUGCCUCAUACCCCUGUGGUCCAUCACGGAAACUUACAACUUCUGUAUGACUCCUGGCAUGCCAGUAGUUGUUGAUGCAGACUUUGUCAGUUUCUGUGAGAGAGUUGUUAGUGUAUAUGUAUGGGCAUGUUUGUGCAAGAUUUAUAAACCACGUUUUCAUUUUAAUUAAAAAACAAAACAAAAAUAAGAUAGAAUUGCAUUGUAUGGGUAAACACACAGAACUGUCGUUCCAAAAAACAAACGUAGAUAACGUUCUUUUAGUGGUGGAAUUACCAGUAAUAAAAAUGGAAUGUACCUCUUGAUUGUCACUUAAAAUGUGUACCACUGUUGUGCUUUAUAAAGCAUUUACAGUGGUUUUUCCAAUUGCAGCAAACUGAAAUGUGAAAAUAUAGCAGAUCUGAAGGGAAAUAAAACAAAAAUUUGCUAUUGUCGCUUGAUUGUUUUAGCCACAAUUUUUCCAUUUAGAUUUCAGUUCAUUAUUAUUCUUUUAAUUAUAAAGUUCCAUCACAUUCCACAGUGCUAUCCAUGGGUGCAAUGGUACAAGUAAUAAGACACAGUAAAACAUGACUAAGACUAUACAAAAUUGGACGAAUUAAUACAGGAGGAGAUAAGGGCUCUAUUCCUGUGGGAACAAUCUAGUUUAUAAAGCUUUCAGUUUAUUUAAUAUACCCGCUAAUGUAAAAUGAUUGCCCACAGAGAGCAACAUAGAAUAGAUUAAAGCUGCUCUGUCAUGGCCAACUGUAGUAGUUCUAAGUUACUUACCCUUAUUUUCACCUCAAUUUUUUACCACAAAAUGUCCUGGCACCGGAUCGUUUUCUAAUAAGACACCUUCUUCAAUGUAUUGGCAGUGACAAACUGGUUUUGCCCUCGCUUUCUAAUCAUGUGUGAUAUACAUACAGAGAAAAGAUGGGAUCAUACUUACAGACAGUGGUGAAUGCUGGUUUUGUGUUGCACUAGGCGCGCAAGGGAGUGCUCCCUUGCCAGCGCCGCCUGCCCGACCAGCAGCCCGCCCGGAUUGUCAGUUAGCCGCAAGGCUAACAGGACAUUUGCCCUGCAUUUUUUUGCCGGCCCCUGGAAAGUUCCGCCCAAGGCAAAUGCCUUGUUUGCUUCAUGGCUAAUACGUCCGUGCUUACAGAGACUCAUUCACACACACAUAGAUAUGCAUUCCCAGACAUACACACACUCAUGGAUACACACUGCCACAUACACCUUGAAAUAUAUUUUUAUCUAUGUUUUUAGCUACCCUCCUGACUUCCUACCCAUUUGCUGUAGGAGGGUGACUUCCUUGGGAUCUAGUGGGAAGUGGGCUGGUAAUAGUGCUCUUCUUGCUCGCCUGUGUUUUUAUUAUAUUUUACUAUAAAUAUUUUUAUUAACAUGCCCCUGUAUUUUCACUGCUCGGUUCUCUGCCGUUUAGGAGUUUAUGCAGUCCUAACCACAUGUCCGUUUGCUGUGACUAAAACAGCCUGCUUAACCCCUUAAGGACCAAACUUUUGGAAUAAAAGGGAAUCAUGGGGGUGGAGCCUAACUGCCGAGCUAGCCGGACGCAUCUUGGCCGAGCUCCUGGGGAAAAUUAUCUAAACCUUCGACUCAGGGGAAAACCGAAGAUUAUAAUACCUACAGCGCCUGUAUGAGCCCUCACGCAUAUUAAUUGACCGGAGCUUGACUGGCGUCCGACGGUUCUGGAUCUCGGUUGGAUGGAGGCCUACUACACGAGGGAGAAAGGGAGGCGGCCGAUCCCUCUACCCUCGGGCUCCUACACCUUCGCAGGGCCCAUCACAGCACAGCUAAAUUCCCCCCCUCGCACCCCCCCCUUGCCGGUGAGGGAAAUCCCGGCACCUACCAGCCGUGCUGUGGGGUCUGGAGGCUUGUCCGAUCAGCGACAAGAAGAGGAGGAUAGCUCCUGUAAAAUGGCGGUACAGAGCACACCUGAUAAAAGAAGACAGCUGCCUGAUCUCCAGCUCAGACUAGACCAACUAUUUGAAAAAUUAGUUGGUCUAGUUAGAGAGCAGAGCGCACCUACCUGCCUCACAACUGCCAAGCAGCCAUCUGCCCAAAAAGCAGCCUCAACAAGGGAGAAGGAACCCAAAAGUCCUCACUACAAACUGGACCUCAAAAUGGCGGCGGACGAAGCGACGUUUUCUACCCCAGCACAAGAAGACAAACACCCACAUGAAAUACCGCCAGGAAUAUAAAACACAACUGAAGAACAAGACCACUCAAACUUACCUGGCAACUCAAAGGUCCAGAGGACUGCAAUGCCCCGCUCCACUCCAGCCUUGGAUACAGCAUGUAAGCCAGCCACUACAAUCACCAUAUGGGCACGGAAACCCACACGCGGCUUGCACGCAACACCAGCGGCUCUGCAGAUCGGGAGUCGGUUGACUUCGAACUACCCAGAGGACAGAAGCCAAAAUAUUUCAUCCGAGCACGGGAGAUGACUUCUGCACGACGGCAUGGACUUUCAGUCUCUUUAAUUUCUGUUGACCUGUUGUCCCCUUUUUAUAUAAUUUAGAAUAACCGUGCACUCAAGGCCAGAUUUCAAGCAACAUCAUACUAACAUGCAAGCGUGUUUAGGUACUGACAGCUAGACUUAACCUGUUUUCUAGCGACAUCUUCCUGUACACAAAACCCAAUGUUUGGCUAGUCUGUCUAUCUCACCGUACACAUGUGUCCAAGCCUAGACAGGUUGAACCAGCCUGCUCCUGCUCACGGUAUCCCAUACCUUACCAUGAUCAAUUACACUAAUUUCACUAAGUACCUAUCUUUUACCAGUAAGAGGAAAUACCAAAUGUCAUGUGUGAUAAUUACUCUAUCAUAACUACUCUUAAGUCUCACCAGGGUUAUCGCAAACAUACUAUAUAACAUACUAUAAAAUUGUGCAUAGCCUAGCAUUUACCCUAUUUGUUAUCAAUACUAAGCAGCUUGAGGAAUGCCGUUGGGGUACCUCAAGCAAGUUUGUAUUCAUUAAAUGCACUGCAAAAAAAAAAAAAAAGGGAAUCAUGACAUGUCGUGUCCUUAAGGGUUUAAAGGGAUACUGUAGUGCCAGGAAUACAAAGUUGUAUUCCUGGCACUACCGACAAACUUAUAUAUCACCAUCAAAGUCUAUGGGAAUGUUUGUAAAUAAGAGUUUUCUUUCUAGCAAAUUUAAAUCAUUUGAAAAGCUUAUCCAAAGAUUUUAAGUUGAGGCCUAUAUUACUAAACAAAUUAAUUUAAAUAAAAUAGUUGUGUGUACCUGUAAAAUAAUGCAGUUGCAUGUUUUAUUUUUUUUUAUGCUGCAGCCAAACACCAUGGAGAACUAUGAGAAAAUACUGAAAAUUGGCAGAGGGGCAACUGCGGAAGUCUUUUUAAUGAGAAAUUUGAAAAACAAAAAGACAUUUGCUGUCAAAAAGAUAAAGAUAGACGCAUCCAAACAGAUGAGAACCAAAGAGGGUAUUAUUCAAGAAGCCACUAUAUUACGUAAAAUUGUGCAUCCUCAUGUGAUAACAUGCCAUGAGUACUUCUGUGACCUCGACGAUGAGCAUGUUUUCAUUGUCCAAGACUAUUGUGAUGGAGGUACACUGGAUGAUCACAUCAAAGAGAGACAAGGUGAUUGUUUCCCGGAAAGCACUAUUAUGGAGUGGUUUGUUCAGCUGACUAUGGCUGUUCAGUACAUUCAUUCCAUAAAAAUCCUUCAUAGAGAUAUUAAAACAUCAAAUGUCUUUCUCACCAAGAAAGGCAUAGUUCGGCUUGGAGACUUUGGAAUCUCCAAAAUCAUGAGCAGCACCAUCGAUAUGGCAAGCACGUGUGUUGGAACACCAUAUUAUCUCAGCCCAGAGCUCUGCCAGGACAUUCCUUACAGUUCCAAAUCAGACAUAUGGGCUCUUGGGUGCCUCCUUUAUGAGAUCUCUGCCAUGAAGCCUGCUUUUGAAGCAAAUAACUUAGUAAGCCUUUUCUACAAAAUUGUAAAAGGGGGCUAUUCUCCUCUUCCAGAAUAUUACUCAGCAGACCUGCAAGACUUGGUUAGAACAAUUUUGCAAAAGACUCCAGAAUCCAGACCAAAUGCAAGCUCCAUCCUGAAUUUUGGUUUUGUCCAUAGACAUUUGGAGCUGUUUAUUCAGAAGCAUGAACUUCAGUUGUUUAAACAUAUUAUGGAAAAGAAAGACAAUAAAGAAAAUGCUUGCUUGUCAGAUAAUCGGAGCAGAACAUCUAUGGCUUAUCAGGUGCCCAAGGAAGAUUUCAGGUGUAAGUCGGCUCCACCAAGUUCCUAUAAGCCUGAUGUUCACCCUUGUGAACUAUGGGAACAGGGUGAGCUGUCUAGUACUGGAGACAGAUCAGAGUAUUCUGAAGACUUUGACAAUGACAGUCUGUCUUCAGUAGAGGAGAACCUAGAGGAGAUAGAGUGUCACCCAUGUCAGAGUGAGGAUAUUCCAGAAGAAAUAGGUGAGUGCCCAAGAUUAAAUGCAAAUCUUUGUAAAGCAUUACUUGGCAUGUUUUAUAUUUGGAGUACUAUAUGCUCAUCGAAAACUUUAGUCCUAAACAAAAAGUGUAUACAACAGUACUCCAACCCAACUAAAGGCUAAACCUUAAAAAAAUAGAAUCAAAUACUGGGAACCCACUAAAAAUAGUUUUUUCCUUUUUAUUAUGUAUAUUUGUGUAUGCAUGUACAGGGUUGUGAACAUUAAAAAAAAAAUUUUUUUUUAAAUCUACUUGUCCAAGGGACUAAAGCAGUAGCCCAAUCUACAGGGAGUGCAGAAUUAUUAGGCAAGUUGUAUUUUUGAGGAUUAAUUUUAUUAUUGAACAACAACCAUGUUCUCAAUGAACCCAAAAAACUCAUUAAUAUCAAAGCUGAAUAUUUUUGGAAGUAGUUUUUAGUUUGUUUUUAGUUAUAGCUAUGUUAGGGGGAUAUCUGUGUGUGCAGGUGACUAUUACUGUGCAUAAUUAUUAGGCAACUUAACAAAAAACAAAUAUAUACCCAUUUCAAUUAUUUAUUAUUACCACUGAAACCAAUAUAACAUCUCAACAUUCACAAAUAUACAUUUCUGACAUUCAAAAACAAAACAAAAACAAAUCAGUGACCAAUAUAGCCACCUUUCUUUGCAAGGACACUCAAAAGCCUGCCAUCCAUGGAUUCUGUCAGUGUUUUGAUCUGUUCACCAUCAACAUUGCGUGCAGCAGCAACCACAGCCUCCCAGACACUGUUCAGAGAGGUGUACUGUUUUCCCUCCUUGUAAAUCUCACAUUUGAUGAUGGACCACAGGUUCUCAAUGGGGUUCAGAUCAGGUGAACAAGGAGGCCAUGUCAUUAGAUUUUCUUCUUUUAUACCCUUUCUUGCCAGCCACGCUGUGGAGUACUUGGACGCGUGUGAUGGAGCAUUGUCCUGCAUGAAAAUCAUGUUUUUCUUGAAGGAUGCAGACUUCUUCCUGUACCACUGCUUGAAGAAGGUGUCUUCCAGGAACUGGCAGUAGGACUGGGAGUUGAGCUUGACUCCAUCCUCAACCCGAAAAGGCCCCACAAGCUCAUCUUUGAUGAUACCAGCCCAAACCAGUACUCCACCUCCACCUUGCUGGCGUCUGAGUCGGACUGGAGCUCUCUGCCCUUUACCAAUCCAGCCACGGGCCCAUCCAUCUGGCCCAUCAAGACUCACUCUCAUUUCAUCAGUCCAUAAAACCUUAGAAAAAUCAGUCUUGAGAUAUUUCUUGGCCCAGUCUUGACGUUUCAGCUUGUGUGUCUUGUUCAGUGGUGGUCGUCUUUCAGCCUUUCUUACCUUGGCCAUGUCUCUGAGUAUUGCACACCAUGUGCUUUUGGGCACUCCAGUGAUGUUGCAGCUCUGAAAUAUGGCCAAACUGGUGGCAAGUGGCAUCGUGGCAGCUGCACGCUUGACUUUUCUCAGUUCAUGGGCAGUUAUUUUGCGCCUUGGUUUUUCCACACGCUUCUUGCGACCCUGUUGACUAUUUUGAAUGAAACGCUUGAUUGUUCGAUGAUCACGCUUCAGAAGCUUUGCAAUUUUAAGAGUGCUGCAUCCAUCUGCAAGAUAUCUCACUAUUUUUGACUUUUCUGAGCCUGUCAAGUCCUUCUUUUGACCCAUUUUGCCAAAGGAAAGGAAGUUGCCUAAUAAUUAUGCACACCUGAUAUAGGGUGUUGAUGUCAUUAGACCACACCCCUUCUCAUUACAGAGAUGCACAUCACCUAAUAUGCUUAAUUGGUAGUAGGCUUUCGAGCCUAUACAGCUUGGAGUAAGACAACAUGCAUAAAGAGGAUGAUGUGGUCAAAAUACUCAUUUGCCUAAUAAUUCUGCGCUCCCUGUACUUGUUCAUCACUGCAAUCUACUUAUCCUGACAUGCACAAGAAUUUCAGAUUGUGUGCCCUAGACAUAGAGAAGCUUAUUUACUAUCUCCAAAUUAUUGCAAAUCAAAUCCUGAUGAAAAAAUGGAGACAAAAAAGCUGAUCUGGUAAUAUUCUUCAACACAGCAAGUGUAGUCAAAACUUUUUCCAUUCAGAUUUAAUUUGUGAAAAUUCAGAGUUUAGUGGAUAACCUUGAGUGGUCACCUCUGCCCUCCCAUAGUGAGUGUGAAUUUGUGCGCAAGUCUGAGUCUAAUACAUGUGUAGACUGCGUGUAAUAUGCACAGUGUGUGCUGCGUAUUUGGUGUGUACCUGCUAUGUGUAGUGUUGGUCGGCUGUGUAGUGUGUGAUGAGUCCCAGUUUGUCUGUCCCUCCAAACCCCCAGUAAUGUAUCUACCGUGUCUCUGCAUUAACACUCCCCCAUUUGUGUCCCUACCCCUAACCCAUCCCUGUUAUUGCCCAUGCACCACCCUGUUUGGUGUCUCUACACUGCCUCCAUUAGUCUCCCAGCCCAAUAGUGUCUCAGUCCUAACUUCCCAUUUAGUGUGUCUUCCCUCAACUUCCAUAUUGAUUCUACUAUUGUGCAACUCCCGAUCUCUAGUCAAUCAGAGAGCAUACAUGCAAUAUGUCCCGCCCCUCCACAAAGCAAGGUUAACUAGGUCCCUGAAAUAUAUUUGGGAGAACAUGGUAACUACUCGGUUUUGCACCCAUCCCUGUCACAGGUGCCUUAUUCCAAGGCCUUAUUUAAAGGACCACUAUAGUGCCAGGAAAACAUACUCGUUUUCCUGGCACUAUAGUGCCCUGAGGGUGCCCCCACCCUCAGGGACCCCCUCCCGCCCGGCUCUGGAAGGGGGAAAGGGUUAAAAACUUACCUUUUUCCAGCGCUGGGCGGAGAGCUCUCCUCCUUCUCUCCUCCUCUGUUCCUCCUCCUGGGCUGAAUGCGCACGCGCGGCAAGAGCUGCGCACGCAUUCAGCCCGUCGCAUAGGAAAGCAUCUAUGGACGCUUGCGUGCUCUCACUGUGAAAAUCACAGUGAGAAGCACGCAAGCGCCUCUAGUGGCUGUCAAUGAGACAGCCACUAGAGGAUUAGGGGGAAGGCUUAACCCAUUGAUAAAAAUAGCAGUUUCUCUGAAACUGCUAUGUUUAUAAAAAAAAUGGGUUAACCCUAGCUGGACCUGGCACCCAGACCACUUCAUUAAGCUGAAGUGGUCUGGGUGCCUAGAGUGGUCCUUUAACCUUGCACUGCAGAGAGAGAGUCCCAGGAUGAAGGAUUUCCCAAGUAAGUGCAUUAAUCAGAGCAAGACCUUCAGAGUCUUAUCAAUGCGAAGCCUCUACAGUAUUUCACUGUGUAUAGACUGAAAAUCUGUUUCGGAAUAAAGAGGGCCGUUCACUUCUCUGUCAUUUAGGAGUUAAAGAUCUUUUGUUUCUGUUUAUGCAGCCCUAGUCAUACCCCUCCUGUAACUCUUAAAACCUACAUUAAAAAAAAAAGGUUUUAUUUUCAAUUAGAUAUUAACUUACUUUAGAAUUGUUUAUCUCCUGCUCUAUAAAUUGAACUUUACUCUUACACAGAAGGCUUCUGCAGGGUCUAGAAAGCUAUUAACAGAGCAGGAGAGGUGCAGACAUACUGGGAGGUGUGACUAAGACUGUAUAAACUAAGUGAUUUACUCCUAAAUGGCAUAGAAGUGAGCAAUGAGACUUUAGUUUAGGGGCAUGUUCUAUACACCAUAACAACUUCAUAAAGCAAAAGUUGCUUUGGUGCCUAUAGAAACCCUGUAAGACGAGUGAUUUAGGGUUAGAGGCUGUUUAUUAUCAGGGUAACAGAUUUAAGAGUGGCUUAGGAUGUGCCUGCUAGGUAAGCUGGGUGUGUCAUAGUAGAUUCAAACACCAAUAAGCCUGCUCUAACUGCCCUUCGAUGCUAAUAUUCUGAACAAAUACCAUUGUACUUUUUGAGAAAACAGGAACCAGAGCAACAGCCAUCUUGAAUCUAUCAGGUGAGGAUUGGAGAUAACGGGCCAAAAUAAAUUGUAUCUGAACCUGGGCGAUGAUGUAUUGAGCAGUGUAGACCGGGAUAACCCCCACUGAAGACGGGGGAAGAGAGUGACAGAGCCCAUAGAAUAAUAAGAGCACCUCAAGGCUGGGAAACAGCCGCCUCCCCUGCCUUAAAGUGACCAGCAUUCCGCGGGCAAUACUGUCCCAAGAAACACCUGGUCACAAUAUAAAAUAGUCCAAAAAGGAUGUAUGGUGUCUUUCAGAUGACUAUAGAUCAGGUAAUUGCAGAAAAUGUCAGGAUAACUUGAUAAUCAGGCUUAAAUUCUCAUAGAAUUCUCCUUUUUAAAGUGUCUCUGUCACUUUUGGUUCUUUGCAUAUAUUUUAAUCCCCUCUCCCCAAAGGUGACAUUCUAACCUCUAAAAUUCUACCAAAAUUCUAUGUAAACUUUUAUGACACAUUUUAAAUUGAUAUCUUCAGGUUUCAAUAAUAAUGAUGGUGGCAGUGAUGGUGACAACGAAUACCCUGAUGAUUUUGAAGAGUUUGAGGGAAACACUCUGGAGAUGGUGGUCACCCAUGCUCGAUCAGCAAUGGAUGUAUAUCCUGAUAAUGACACCUUCGAAGAAGACAGUAAAGAACAGGACUUACAUUGUAUGUCACAAACACUCAAAACAAUGCGCCAGCAAUGCAUAGGUAAGAGAGUUAUGUGUUUAACACCAUGAAAUGGCUGAAUUUGUAGCCAAAUGUUUCCUGGACCUUGGAAUACCGGGGCUAGAUAAUUCCUUAAAUAGAUUUGAUACAUUUUCCAUAACAACUUAACUUGCAUCAAUGACAAUUAUUUUACAAUAUUUAUCUGGACUUUACCUACUGGUGAUCGAAAUUAAGAGAUAACUGGGUGAGCUGGAAAUGUAAAUAUAUCCCAUGCAGAGUUGAAGGGUUAACAGAUCCUACACUGAAAGGUAGGAAGUAAAAGCUACCUGGUUGACAAGGCAGGAAUGUGGAAGCAGCUGCCUGGUUGACAAGGCAGGAACAUGGAAGUAGGCACAGCUAAAGAUGCCUUCAUCCAAAUAAAAAUUGUAAAAAACUUGUUCAAAUUAAAUUCCUGCAGUGAAAUGGUCUUUGCACUAUAACCACCUACACUGAAAUGGUUAUGGUGCUAUAUAUUUUGAAACAAUCCACUCAGGUGCCCAGACACUUGGGAUUAACAUGAUAUAUGCUGAUAAGUAAACAAGCAAAACAUCUUUUGGGUGCUUUUUCUUCCUUUCAGAUAUAAUAUUGAAACAGACAGGCUGGCAAAUACAUAGAUGCCAGUAUAGACAUUCAUUACCUUUUAUUUCAUAGAGCGAAUUAGGGAACACCAUUGCCUAGCUUAAAAUUUCUAUUCUAGCUUUACUUUUAUCUGUAUGGAUUAUUGACUCUGCCACCUACGGGUGGCUGUUAAAAAUACCAGCAAGGGAGAUUGCUUACAGAUUGGACACUAUCUGAAUUGGCAUAGGCAAGAGGUGUCAGUUGACAAUAUAGCACUUUAUCACUUUUUUAUACAUUUUUUUAAUCUUUUGCUUGAAUUGAUAUGUUUUCAGAUCAUGCCAGUCUUUCAUGCUACCACUGCUCUUAUUUUCUUUUUUUUAAUACUUGUUUUAUUGGGCAAUGCAAAUGGAUGACAACGCAUAUAAAGAAAUAUAACACAUAUGGCAUAAGCCAUGGCAAGAAACACAAAAUACCUUUGUAGGUAUUUGCCAAUUUAAAAAAAAUAUUUUUUUUUAAUAUAAAAUGAAAACCUAGUAAGAAAAUGUCUCCUGGUAAAAGAAAACAAAUGUAGCCGCUGACACAGUGACUUGAAUAUAGUUAUCUCGAUGAUGGCUUUAUAGAUAAACAUGUUUAACCUGGAAUGCCUACUACAAGGUGCAACAUUGCAUAAACAAUUUGGUUAAAAUACUGUUAAGUGAAUGGCACUGAGUGAUAAAAACGAUUGAUAGAAACAAUUGAAUUGAUAAAAUGAUUUAAUAACAUUCAAGUCUUUCUUUGUCAACACUGUGUUAAUUAUCCAUAAGUAAUAGGAUCUUAGUGUUUUAAAUCAGUUAUAUUUUAGGACUAUGUACUUGAAUUUUUCUUUUUACUUUUGCUGCCUUGCUUAGGGCUAGCCACUUUGAACUAUUUAUUCAUAGCCUGAAGGCUGAAUCCCCUCUGAUUGGUGGUUGGCCAGUUGGAUUGAGUCCAUUUGUGGUUAGCCAAAACUUUGUUGGUGAAAAUAUGCAUUGCUAUGCAUUUUUUUAUUCUGCAAUACUUAUGGUUUAAAUUGCUUUCAGAGGCUCUCCUCAAAUGUAUGCUCUCCUAUGGUAGAGUACCUGGAGUGGAAAACAGGAACAGGAAAGCAGAGUUUUGAGGAGAGUCACUGGAAGCAGUUUAAGCAGUAAGUUUGUGGAUUUUAAACCUGUGGUUUUUGGGUUUUUUAUUUAAUGUAUUUGUUUUUGUUUGUGUGUGUUUGUGGUUGGUUUCCCUAAUCUUUAUAUUUGAAUAUCAAUAUUACACUCUUGCGUAAGUGGACUUCUUUCAAGGCACAUUUACUUUCCUUUUUCACUGAAUAAAACACACAUUCAUUUUGUGAUUUAUUACAAAAUAAUUUUGAAUCCUACAUACCCUACAGGCUUAACAUUAUACCAUGUUUUCACUUUGAAUCUAAUGUCGAGACAGUUACAGGUGAACAGAAAACAGGGUAAGUUAUAUGGUUUUUAUUAUGUGUUUCACUUCUACUUAAAGGGGAUGUUGGACAAACCCUGUAUGAAGAGAUCUCCAGCCAUUUCCUGAAAGGUUUGACACCUAAAGAUCUGCAGCCACAGUUUGAACACCAGAUGGGACCAGAUAGACUGGAGACCUGCUACCUUCUCUUCAACAUGGAUCAAGAAACACCUUCGUAACCCAUCUAAAGAGACUUAUUUUCAUUUUUAUAAAUUUUUUAUUUAUUUUUUACUAUUUUAAUGAGGGUUAUCAAAUAUUAAAAUAAACCUGCCACAACUUGCCUGACCCUCUGCUCCCCUGUUGCAAUCUCCUUACAGAGGUGAGUGUAACAUUUAUGUAUCACCCACUAUCAGCUCGCCCUCACUUCUCCUGUGGUCUUCACUGAUCAGUCACUCCGUUCCUAUACUGUCUAGCCAGCACAAGCAGCUCCAGCUAAGUUACCAUAGCAACCACAAAGCAUUCAUGGUGGAUGUAGAGCAGGAGGACCACCUGUGGUAGGUACCUUCUGCUCUCCCUGUCAAUCAAUUCUUCGGUAUAGACUCUGCUGAAGAACUGACUAACAGGUGGGAGAAAAACAUGUUUUUAAAUAGGUUAUUCAUGUUUACUAAAAGUCAGUCUUUUUUAAAAGUGAACAGAAAAGAAAGAAACCAUGCCAAAGCAUUUAGCUUUACUUUUUCAUGCUUUUUGUAGUUUAAAUGUUUUUUUUGUUUUUUGAGAGCAUUACAUUCUAGCUAUACAUUGUGCUAGCAAAUGUGUAGAUUGUGAGAAAAAUCUAUUCCAAAAUAGUUUUUAUCCCACCUGUCAAUCAAUUCCUCAGCAUAGCCUAUAUCAAAGAAUUGAUUGAUAAAGGAGAUCAGAAGAGUCCUUCUGCCCUCCAUGUAAAGUAACAAACAUGGCUAGCACCCUAGCGCUAGCUGAGGUAUAGAGAAAUGCAAUGACUGAUGUCACUCUGUUCCAGUGUUAAAUUUGGCAGCAAAUUUCAAUUUAGUUUUAGUCAUAGCCUUUUGAUUAAAAAGCCAUUUUAGUUUGUCAUAUUUUAGUCUUCUGAAUUGUUUUAGUUUUAGUCGACAAAAUUAACACUGCUCUGUUCAGAAACAGGAAAUGAAGCCAGCAUGUCUGCAUCACAUAGGUUUGCCUGACUUUUGGAAAGUGUACCCAAGCAUGGCAGAUAAAAAAAAAAAAAAGACUGUGGGCGGACCGGAUGUAUACAGAAGUAUAACUCCCACCUCUGAAUACAUGGCUGUGGAAGGCUAGCUGAGUCCUGACAGAUUCCCUUUACUGAUGUGGUAGGUUUUUAUAUAUGAUUGUCCUAAACCUAGUCGUAAUUGCAUAGAUAUCUCUCCACUAGGCUCAAUUAACGCAGAGCCAAAGAGUCUUUAUUAUCUAAUGGGUACUGUAAUACUAAUGCAUAGUUAAUAUUUUACAUGAGAUACUGUAAGACAUCUGUGGAUAUAGAAUAUUACAGGCAUUAAUUGUAUCUUGAUUACAGUGCCCCUCCUUUUUAAUAAUGUUGAGCAACGAUGUAAUAAACUCAUUUCGGUGUUCAUAGCUGAAAACAACUUUGGAUUUAUCUUCAUAUGUUGGGUUAUGGCACUGUUUGUUGUAUUUAAAUAAAACUAUUCAUGUAUAUUUUAUUUCUAUGCCCCAAAUGAAAAUGGUCUUACACAAAAUUUAAAGGGAUUGACGUUUAAUACAUUUCACACUGUGGCCUCAUGCUGAAUUUUGGGCAUUCUCAAAUAAUUUAGUUUUUUGAGCAAAAAGAAAAAUAAUAUUGUUUUGCUUAAUGCUCCAUCAUAAGUUCCCUCCUUAGCUCAAGAAAGAAGGGAGAAAAUAUAUGUAUAUGUGAUAUAGUUGUUUCAGACAUAAAGCUUUUGCCUAGGCAAAUAGUUAUUUUAGCUUUAAAACACCAUUGCCUAACUGGUAUUCAGUCAAAAUCAUUUGACAAGCAGGGGAAACUUUCCUCGGGGUUGCAUUGGAGCCUAUUUCUGAUAGGAGCAAAUUUUAAGUGAUGCCUUGAAGUAUGUUGAGGAGCAGUGCCUACUUUCCUUGAAGGAUUCUAGAUGGCUAGAGGUUGCAUUGGAGCCUAUUGAUAAGCAAGGGACACUUUCUAGGGGUAUGUGGAAGCAAAUUGGUGAGUGGGGCCACUUUCCUUUAAUUCUAUGUAGCUUUUGGCCACCAAAGGCCAAUUUCGUGCGGUGCCUAGGCACCUAUUGGGAAACAGGGGUCACUUUAUUGGGGUACCUUGGUGUGCAUUGGUGAGCAGGGGCAAUGUUCUUGUAGUGCCUAAGCAGCUAUUGGCAAGCAAGGGCCACUUUCCUGAAGUUCCUGGAUGCUUGUUUGCAGGAGACACUUUCAGGGGUUCCUUGAUGAUAACCGUCUAGAAAGUGUCUCACUGAGGAUGCCUGAAAGAAAGUGUCUCACUGAGGAUGCCUGGAUGUUAUUUUUUUCAGCAGGGGUCUCUAUCUGAGGUUGCCUGUGUGGCUAUUGGUGAGAAGAGCCCACUUUCCCAGCCCGUGUUGCAUGAGCCCUUGUUUCUUAGGCAAAUGGCUUUGAACUGUAAGAAAUAUUCAAAACUAUUUGCCUGAAUCCUAUUUAGGCUAAAAUAACUUGGCCUAGGCAAAAACCUUUUUGCCUGAAAUUACUAUUUGCCUACCACAUAUACACACAGUUCAGCCAUCGACAAUACUGAAUGAUCUGAACUGCAAAGCCUUCAUUAGAAGGAGAAGGCUACCAGGCAGGCAUAUAGAAAAGAUAUCACUACCUGUUUGUUUUUCUGACUGUCUGCAGCCAGGUUGUGAAUUAAAAGCUGCUCACUCCAUGCUGUUGGGGGCUGAGAUGUGUGCAUACAUUUGAUAAGUAAGUCUUACUGCCACAAGGGGAUGUGGCUAAGGAGGCAGGCAUAUGGUGCUUCAUUCUACAAAACGUUUAUUUUUUGCAUUAACUCUAUAAAAUUUGAGUAUGCAAAAAGAGAAAAAAAUACAGCAUAUUAAUGAGGUCAAAACUUAUGGAAUGCAGUAAAUUGGUUCUGGUGCCCAGAGUGUCCCUUUUAAAGAUUUGACCUUACACGUUAUAAUGUGCUGAUUUUAGAAAAGAAAAAUAAAACUGCUCAUUUUCAUUGCCAUCUCAAUGCAGCGAUAUUUUUAAAGAAGCAAUAAAGGAUUUAACUUCA
This is a messenger RNA of Pelobates cultripes (western spadefoot toad), 14595 nucleotides long. The record is from the annotation of a GenBank genome assembly. NCBI's taxonomy places the organism in Eukaryota, Metazoa, Chordata, Amphibia, Anura, Pelobatidae.